Messenger RNA from Trichoderma citrinoviride, 1834 nucleotides. RefSeq lists its product as hypothetical. Gene Ontology annotation, cellular component: P-body. Gene Ontology annotation, molecular function: mRNA binding. Gene Ontology annotation, biological process: P-body assembly; cytoplasmic stress granule assembly. The coding region runs from base 180 to 1808 and encodes 542 amino acids. NCBI's taxonomy places the organism in Eukaryota, Fungi, Ascomycota, Sordariomycetes, Hypocreales, Hypocreaceae. The transcript is spliced from 4 exons. The record is from RefSeq and is a predicted model, not a curated record.
CCUCCCUCCGCAUCCUCCACCCUCUCCAUCCCCCAACAAUUUCCCCUCAUACGCCUUCUAUUCGUUACGCUCUUUGUACUUCCUUUUCUUUUGGUGCCUAGACGCACUUUUGUCCUUCUACUUCGGAAUUCUCCAGUCGCCGCUCGCUACGUCGUCGACGUGGCCUCACGGCCCCCGCCAUGUCUGAAUUCCUUGGAUCCCGCAUUUCUCUCAUCUCCAAGAGCGAUAUUCGCUACGUGGGCACUCUGCACGAGAUCAACUCGGACGAGUCGACAGUGUCUCUCGAAAAUGUCCGCUCAUUCGGCACAGAGGGUCGCAGGGGCAAGCCCGACGAGGAGAUUUCUCCAUCAGAUCAAGUCUACGAGUACAUCGUCUUCCGCGGCAGCGAUGUCAAGGAUCUGCGGAUUGAAGAGCACCCCGCCAUCAAGGAGAACAAGCCUCCUGUGAUGCCCGACGAUCCUGCCAUUGUCGGUGCCCGAGCUCGCCCUGGAGCACAAGGAGCAGCUCAAAACCCUCCCCCGGGAGCUCCUCCGGGAGCCCCAGGGUUUCAACAACACCCAUAUCCCCCCAACAACUUCUAUGGUGGCCCUCCGCCUCCAGGAUCCUGGGGACGGGGUGGUCCCGCCCCUAUGGCUGGACCAGGUUUUGGCAACAUGUACCCUCCGCCACCAGGCUGGUUCCCUCCGGGCCAGGGCUUUCCUCCCGGACCCGGCGGUCCGGGUCCAUGGGGCAACGCACCGUUUCCUCCGGGUCCUGGUGGCCCCCCGGGUCCCGACGCCACUCAAGGCCAGCGGGGUGCACCCGAACAGCCCUCAUCGGCCCAGGACUCCAAACCUCCUCCCAUUGGACCCGGUGCAGACAAGCCCAGAGGAGCUCCCCCGACAGAGCCAAAGUCGCACGCUCAAGCUGCAAGACAACCCCCCAACGCACCAACUCCUCCCGUCGAGUCCAAGCCGUCAGCCGAGGAGGUCAAAGCGGCUGCCACAGCGGUCCCACCGAAUGGCGCUGGGAAGGCAACCGAUGCGCCCAAGGGCAUUCCCACUGGUCCCAGGGGCAACAACCGUGUCCAACCCGUUAUCCCCCUCUCAGGCCCUACGACCAAGCCUUUCCAGCCUCCCUUUGCGAUGGAGAAGGCAGCUCAAGCUGCUUCCCAGCCUUCAGCCGCAGGACCAAGCAGCGUACAGGAUGCUACGAGUGCAGCCAGAGCGGCCGUGGCCUUGGCGAUGGCGCAACUGAGCAACCCCGGCGGGAAUGCCAUGGAUAACCUGACUAACAAGGUCAACGAGAUGCGCGUCAACGCCAACGCCAACGCCACUAGAGGCAGCACUGCGAACCGUGGCCGUGGGCGCGGCGGCGGCCGUCCGGCCAAGGUUGAAGUCCCCGAUGCGGACUUUGACUUUGCUCAGUCGAACGCCAAGUUCAACAAGGAAGAGCUCGUCAAAGAAGCCGGCGCAGGCUCUCCGGCGAACGAGCCUGCUGCCGCGCCUGCAGAGGAAGGUUCGGAGCCACAGGAUGGCGCCGCCGCUCCGGUGGCAUACAACAAGUCAAGAUCCUUCUUCGACAACAUCUCGAGCGAAUCCAAGGAGAGAGCCGAAAACAACGGUCAGAAGCCCGGUGGCCGCGAGUGGCGCGGCGAGGAACAACGGAGGAACAUUGAGACGUUUGGCCAAGGAAGCGUCGACGGCGGUUACCGAAACUACCGUGGACGUGGUCGCGGACGCGGAACCCGAGGAGCAGGUCGCGGCUUUAGCCGUGGUGGACGAGGAGGUCCCCGCCCUCAGUUUCAGCCCGCGGCCGCUGGCCAAUAGGAACCAUUCGCUCUCAUGCAACCACU